AUGUUUAGAGAACAAGAAGAGGAGGAAAUUUAUCAACAUCAACGAAAUAAUCUUGGUCGACAUGGAAACAAUGAAGAUGAUGGUACUCUGACAGAGUAUCAUCAUCGUGAUAAAUCUUCAUCAAUUCUACAAUUCCUGAGGAAUAACAAGAUUUAUAUUGCAAUCUUUAUUGUAGCCUUUAUUAUUUGUAUUGGAUUAUUAAUUGGAUUAAUUGUUUAUAAUAUUGUUAGUAAACCAAAUAUUGUAGAUCAUGUUUCGGAUAGGAGAGUCUUGAUGAUCUCUAUUGAUGGAUUCCGACCUGAUUAUUUGGACAUGUUUAAGGAUGAUUGUAAGAAUUUAACUCGUGUAUUUAUGGAUGGUGUUAGAGCCAAGACAAUGAAACCAAUAUUUCCAUCAAAAACAUUUCCAAAUCACUAUACGAUUGUUACUGGACUUUAUGCUGAAUCUCAUGGAAUAGUUUCAAAUUCUUUUUAUGAUCCAAAUUUCAAUGCCAAGUUUAGUAUGGGAUCUGAUGAAUCCAUCAAAUCUAGAUGGUGGUUAGGAGAACCUAUUUGGGUAACUGCUGAAAAACAAGGAAUGGUUGCAGGAAGUUUCUUCUGGCCUGGCUCAGAUGUGGAAAUUCAAGGAAGAUAUCCAACCUAUUACAAGAAAUAUGAUGGAGAUGUUGAUUAUGAGACAAGAGUCAAAACUGUAUUUGAAUGGUUAGAUUCAGAUAAACCACCACAAAUUGUAUUGACCUAUUUCAGUGCUGUGGAUACUGCAGGUCACAAAUAUGGACCUAUUUAUUCUGAAGAAUUGAGGGCAGCUGUAAAAGAAGUGGAUAAUUCUAUAGGACUUGUUCUUUCACAAUUGGAAAAGAGAAAUUUGACUGAUAAAGUAGAUUUGAUUAUUGUGAGUGAUCAUGGUAUGGCUUACACUCCAGAAUCAAAGAUUGUGAGAAUGACAGAUAUAUUAGGAAGAAAUGUUUUGGUUGGAGAUGAAAUUUUCAGUAUGAAUGAUGGUCCAUUCUUUGAUUUGUAUAUUAAGGACAAAUCUAAAGUUGAACCCCUAUUUAAUGAAUUAGCGAAUUCAAUUCAAAAUAAUAGUACCUUCUCAACUGCCAUUCAAGGUGUUUAUUUGAAGAAUAAUAUGCCAGAUAGAUUCCAUUUUGUAAAUUCUGACAGAAUUCCAGAUAUUACCAUACUUGCCAAACCUGAAUACUCGAUUUUAAGAUAUUCUACUAGUACCUUGUACGGAAAUGGAAAUCAUGGAUGGGAUAAUGAAUCAGAUUUAAUGGGUAGCUUAUUUAUUGCCAGAGGAAAGCACUUUAAACAAGGGUUUACAUCUGAGGAAUCUGUUAGAAAUUUGGAUGUUUAUUCAUUACUUUGUAAAUUAUUGAAUUUAACACCAGCUCCAAAUAACGGUACUGCUGAUAAUUUUUCGUCCUUCUUGAAACUCUAA
This is a messenger RNA of Naegleria gruberi, 1440 nucleotides long. RefSeq lists its product as uncharacterized. NCBI's taxonomy places the organism in Eukaryota, Heterolobosea, Eutetramitea, Acrasida, Naegleriidae. The record is from RefSeq and is a predicted model, not a curated record. The transcript has 4 exons. Bases 1 to 1440 code for a protein of 479 amino acids.